CGCCAUUUUGAUUCAAGUAAUGUGAGGCUGGAUUGUGGACAACGCUGUUUGCUAUUUUUUUUUCAAUUUCGUCAAAUUUAUACCCAGAGUCGACAGUCAUUUAACGGAGUCUAAGCCAUUUGAGGACACCGAGAAUGGCCACGGGCGCAAACGCAACUCCUUUAGGGAAGUUGCACCCUAGCAUUGGCGCUAAACGAGGAUUUGACGCCGGGCCUGGCGCGGGGAACGGCGUGACUCCAGCACCGGGGCCGCCCGCAGCCUUCCCUGCUGUACCAGCUUUCCAGCCCCCGAUGCCGAGCGCAUCUUUUCCGCAACCUCAAAUUCAGUUCAGUCCCGGUGCAUCUUUUGCGGCUCCGGCGCCCCAACAACCAGUGGCGGGGGGCGGAGCGCCUAAACCAGAUUUCGGUCAGAAGAAGUCCCGGAAGAAGAGUCGCUGGAGCUGCGAGACGCCCGACCAGAAGACGGUCAUACCGGGCAUGCCCACUGUUAUCCCCCCUGGACUGACCCGGGAUCAAGAGAGAGCCUAUAUAGUCCAACUGCAGAUUGAAGACCUGACUCGUAAACUACGUACAGGAGACCUGGGAAUCCCUGUUAACCCUGAGGACAGGUCUCCCUCCCCGGAGCCCAUCUACAACAGCGAGGGCAAGCGGCUGAACACGCGCGAGUAUCGCACGCGGAAGAAGAUCGAGGAGGAGCGCCACUCGCUCAUCACAGAGAUGGUCGGACUCAACCCCGACUUCAAGCCUCCUGCUGACUACAAACCUCCAGCCACCAGAGUCAACGACAAAGUUAUGAUCCCCCAAGACGAAUACCCCGAAAUCAACUUUGUGGGUCUGCUAAUCGGGCCACGUGGUAAUACGCUGAAGAACAUCGAGAAGGAGUGCUGCGCCAAGAUCAUGAUCCGGGGUAAAGGUUCUGUGAAGGAGGGGAAGGUCGGCCGAAAGGACGGACAGAUGCUGCCGGGGGAGGACGAGCCUCUGCACGCGCUGGUCACCGCCAACACCAUGGAGAACGUCAAGAAGGCCGUGGAGCAGAUUCGCAACAUCCUGAAGCAAGGCAUCGAGACGCCCGAGGACCAGAACGACCUUCGAAAGAUGCAACUGAGGGAGCUCGCUCGACUCAACGGCACGCUGAGGGAAGAUGACAACAGGAUCCUUCGUCCCUGGCAGAAUUCGGAGCCACGCAGCAUCACCAACACCACCCUCUGUACCAAGUGCGGUGGAGCCGGCCACAUCUCCUCUGACUGCAAGUACACCAGCUCCUUCGCUGCCCACAGAGCGACGGGCGGCGAGCCUCCUCAGUCGGCCCAGGACAAGGCUCGGAUGGACAAGGAGUAUCUGUCCCUCAUGGCCGAGCUCGGGGAGGCCCCGGUCCCCUCCUCUGGUGGCGGACACUCCAGCAGCCAAGGAGGAGGGCAGCGGUCCUCGGGACACAACAACCACCAACAGAACCGGCCCCCCUGGAUGAACUCAAGUCAGAAUGAGAGCAGGAACUACCACAGCAUGCACGGAGUCUCUGGGGGCCACGGAGGCCACCACGGCCACAGCGGCCACAGCGGCCACAGCUACCCUCCCCCCAUGUCCAACAUGGGAGGCCACCAAAUGGCCCCCAACCCCAACGGCCUGCCUCCCCCCUGGAUGCAGCCCCCUCCUCCCCCCAUGAGCCAGGGACAAGGACCUCAUGGACACCCCUUGGGUCUGCUGCCUCCUCCAAUGAGCAUGAUGCCGCCUCCACCUCCUCCCCCCAGCAACCAGCCACCGCCUCCCCCCUCUGGACCGCUGCCACCAUGGCAACAGCAGGCUCCACCUCCCCCUCCCACCAGCAGCAUGGCAACCAGUACGCCGCUACCCUGGCAACAGAAUACCACCACCGUGUCCAGCCCUGGCACCGGCACCCUGCCUCCAUGGCAGCAGCCCCAGCAGCCUGCAGCCUCCGGAGCCCAGCCCCCUCCGCCCAUGGGAUCCCCAUCGAUGGUGCCGCCUCCCCCUGGCGUCCAGCCCCCGUUACCCCCGGGUGCCCCUCCUCCUCCCCCUCCGCCGCCUCCGGGCUCAACUGGCAUGAUGUAUGCCCCACCCCCACCCCCGCCACCCAUGGACCCUUCCAACUUUGUUACCAUGAUGGGGAUGGGGGUACCGGGCAUGCCCCCCUUCGGCAUGCCCCCUGCCCCCCCUCCACCCCCACCCCAGAAUUAACCCUUCCGCAGAUGAAUAGUCCCCCCUCCACGAGAGUUUCCACCCUGCAGCACAUAGUGGAUGUGUGAGCACAGAAAAAGAUAUAACCAGUGCUUUAUUUUUUAUUGAUCUGUGGAGACGUCUGAAACAAUGAGGUUGUGUUAGUUCAAUUUGUAAAGUUGCGUAACUUUAGUAAAUGACUUAUUUUUCCUGUUUUUAAAGUUUGUGUUUCCACACCGCCCCUCGUGUGAACACACACACACUCUCACACACACACACACUGUUGCUCUGGGGCUCAUGAUCUGCAUCGCUCCCGUAGUUUCCACCUGUAAACCAAAUAAACUGUCCAAUAGCCAGACGGGGGUUUAAUUUCUGCUCCACAAUCUCACCGCUUCAAAUGUCCAAUUCAGACCGCACCGCUCGACUAUUAUUGGAUUUAAUAUAUUGAAGUUUAACAUGCAUGAUCCAUUAUUCACAAAUUGAUGCUCCUGUCAUGUUCUCAUGUUGGCUUUGAGUUGAAUAAGAUUAAUAUUUUUGUAAUACCGAGAUGUGAAGUGUAUCUUAUUAGUUGUCAGAAAACCUUUUUGUAGUAAUCUCCGAUUGUUUUCAGAAAUUAAUUGUUUUCUUUCCUGCGUCUCAGUUGUGACAGUUUGAAAAAGGGGGAACUCGCUGAUCUUCUGACCCCCCCGCACUUCUUGAAUGCUGAGAAUCUGAUGUUUUAGUUUUUUUCCUGCUCCGAUGAGACGCUGUGUGCAGUGUUUGUUGCUUCUGGACAAAAAUAUCUGUUUUGUCCCUCGAAUUAUACGACGGAGAAACAAAUGUUAGUUUUACUCUGUUUCUGGAAUCAGUCGGUUGCCAUGGCGCCAGCCGAAAUGAAAAGUUGUUGAAGUCUUGAUUGGUUUCGCAUUAAACUGAUCCAUUUCA
This is a messenger RNA of Pseudoliparis swirei, 3095 nucleotides long. RefSeq names its product splicing factor 1 (gene sf1). Lineage: Eukaryota; Metazoa; Chordata; Actinopteri; Perciformes; Liparidae. Gene Ontology annotation, molecular function: mRNA binding; zinc ion binding. Gene Ontology annotation, cellular component: nucleus. Bases 135 to 2192 code for a protein of 685 amino acids. The record is from RefSeq and is a predicted model, not a curated record. The transcript has 12 exons. Gene Ontology annotation, biological process: regulation of mRNA splicing, via spliceosome.